AUGUCGGAUAUACCAGUGCGACCACCUGCGCCAGCGCCAGCGCUCCCUGCAGGUUGGACCGAGCAUAAAGCACCCUCAGGCCAUUCAUACUACUACAACGCAGAGACAGGAAAGUCAACAUACACGCGACCUGUUGCCGAAAUUCCACAAUAUCACAAUCCAACGCCGCCUACUGCACCUGCUUCCUAUACCGCGCCUCCAACCUACGACCUUGGCCACAAUAGUCAACAAGCGCAAAUCACUUCGCAGCCGCAGCCUUCGAUCAAUGACUUUAUCUUUGCAAGCGCGCCGAAACAGUUUCCAAAGCAUGGCGGGGCGCAUCAACAAUCACGAGGUGGACACCGGGGAGGAAUGCGCGGAGGGCACAACAAUUUCAACGACCGAAGAAAAGAACGGGACGACAAACCAAAACAUCGCCAAGACAUACCGAACUGCGCGCCAUGGGUGUUGGUGAAGACAAAGUUCGGACGGCGGUUCGUCUGGAACAAGGACACGAACGAAAGUUUCUGGAAGUUCCCACCCAAUGUUAUGACGGCCGUUAUCGAGUUCGAUCGGAAGGAGCGCGAAAAGAAGGAACGCAGGGAACGCGGUGAGCCGAGCGACGUGGAAGAGGAGGAUGACGCCAUGGCUGAGAUCGAGGCCGAGCUGGCAGAAGCGGAAGAGGAGGUGGAAAUCGUCGAAGUAGACGGUGAAGAAGGCAUGGAGAAUGACGAGGAGUAUGAAGAGGUGGAAGUGACCGAUGACGAGGGCGAAGCGUCGGGACACGCGCAAAAGCGGCAGCGCACCGAAGAGCCAUCUGGAGACAAACCACCAGAGGAAGACGACGAUCUUGCAUGGCAACUGGCACAGAUGGAGGAGAUGGAGAUGGAUCAAGGCUACGACGAUGAGUACGAUGAGGAGGAGCCUGCUUUGUCUGAGGAAGACUGCAAAGCGUUAUUCAAGGAGCUACUGGACGACACUCGAGUAAGCCCGUUCACACCCUGGGACAAGGUUCUGGAAGACGGCAUACUAUACGACGACGAGCGAUACAAGGCUUUGCCCAACAUGGUGGCUCGUAAAGAAUGCUUCAAUGAGUGGUCGCGAGAUAAAGCCCAGUUUCUCAAGGAAGAGAAAGCUCGACAGUCAAAACGCGACCCCCGGAUACCGUACUUGGCCUUCCUCGACCGACACGCAACACCGAAGCUGUACUGGCCUGAGUUCCGCCGAAAGUACAAGAAGGAGCCUGAGAUGAAGGACACCAAGCUUCCAGACAAAGAGAAGGAGAAGCUGUAUCGCGACCACAUCAAGCGGCUGGCCAUGCGAUCAUCCGAUCUAAAAUCCGAUCUGUCGGCACUCCUACGAGCCCAACCUCUCGCGCUCCUCAAUCGUUCCACGACUAUAGAUACCUUGCCCUCUGCCGUGCUUAGCGAUCUCUGCUACAUUUCUCUCCCACCAUCAACACGCGAAGGCCUUAUCAACACCUACAUCUCCACCCUACCACCUGCACCCGAAGGUGUCGUCUAUUCAGCCGAGGAGGAGGCAGAACGCGCAAAGAAGUGGGCUGAGCGCGAACGAAGAGAAAAGGCUCUCGCAGACCGCGAGAGACGUGUUCGUGAGGAAAAGCGAAAGCAAGAGCGCGAUUUGGCCUAUGGUAAGGGCAGAUUACGUGAGGAGGAAGCAGAAAUCGAGCGAGCGAUGAAUGUGGGGAAGGAGGGCUUGAAGAGUUACCUGAAGGAGUAG
Molecule: messenger RNA, 1719 nt
Organism: Alternaria atra
Lineage: Eukaryota; Fungi; Ascomycota; Dothideomycetes; Pleosporales; Pleosporaceae
Exons: 2
Coding region: 1-1719 (572 amino acids)
Cellular component (GO): nucleus
Molecular function (GO): transcription coregulator activity; RNA polymerase binding
Source: RefSeq, a predicted model, not a curated record